AUGCCUUCUUCAAUUUUGUUUACAUUUUCAUCAGUUCUUUUUCUUGACAUUUCUCUUUCAUUAUUCAUACACAUUCUCGUUUUUUUUUCGUUUUAUUAUGCCUUCUCCAUUUUCUUCACAUUUUCAUCUCUUUUGUUUCCUGAAGUCUUUUCUUUCAUUUUUAUUCAUAUGUUCGUUUUUUUUCGGUUUAUUAUGCCUUCUCCAUUUUCUUCACAUUUUCAUCUCUUUUGUUUCCUGAAGUCUUUUCUUUCAUUUUUAUUCAUAUUUUCGUUUUUUUCGGUUUAUUAUGCCUUCUCCAUUUUCUUCACAUUUUCAUCUCUUUUGUUUCCUGAAGUCUUUUCUUUCAUUUUUAUUCACAUUUUCGUUUUUUUCGGUUUAUUAUGCCUUCUCCAUUUCUUCAUUUUCAUCUUUUUGUUUUCGGAAGUCUUUUCUUUCAUUUUUAUUCAUAUUUUCGUUUUUUCGUCUUUUUUCUUUCAUUUUAUUCAUAUUUUCGUUUCUUUCGUUUUUAUUAUGCCUUUUCUUUUAAAUUUUCAUCUCUUUUGUUUCCGGAAGUCUUUUCUUUCAUUUUUUAUUCAUUUCGUUUUUUCGGUUUAUUAUUUUCCAUUUUCUUCACAUUUUCAUCUCUUUUUGUUCCUGAAAGUCUUUUCUUUCAUUUUUAUUUACAUGUUCGUUUUUUCGGUUUAUUUGCUUUCUCCAUUUUGUUCACAUUUCAUCUCUUUUAUUUCCUUAUUCCUUUUCUUUCAUUUUAUUCUCAUUUUCGUUUUUGUCUUUAUUAUGCAUUCUCCAUUUUUUCAACAUUUUCAUCUUUUGUUUCGGAUGUCUUUUCUUUCAUUUUUAUUACAUUUUCGUUUUUUUUCUUUGUUUCCUGAUGCAUUUUUUCUUCAUUUUCAUCUCUUUUGUUUCGGAAGUCUUUUCUUUUUUUUUAUUCACAUUUUCGUUUUUUUCAUUUUAUUAUUCCUUCUCCAUUUUAUCAUUUCGUCUCUUUGUUUUCUGAAGUCUUUUCUUUCAUUUUUAUUCACAUUUUCUUUUUUUUUUUCCUUUCUUCAUUUCUACUUUGUUCUUCACUUUGAUUUCUUUGCUCUCUUUCUUCCAGUUUUCUUCUCUUUCGUUUCGUCUUUGCCCUUUUUUCUUUUUCUUCAUUUCAUUUUAAUUUUCAUCUUCAUUCUUACCUUACAUUUUUUUUGUUUCCCCUUUUUUCUUUUCUGUUUUAUAGUUUUCUGGGCCUUUGCUUUUCUCUCUCUCUCUCUCUCUCUCUCUCUCUCUCUCUCUUUCUCGCUCUCUCUUAAAUGUUUUUCUUCUUUUCUUUCAUAUUAUGCAGUUUAUUCUUCAUAUUACGUUCACAUCACACGGUUGAUUCUUACGUUCAUAUCUCAUUCUUUAUUCUUCUUCUUACGUUCAUAUUACAUGGCUUAUUUUUACGUUCAUAUCACUCGCUUUAUUCUUCUUAAGUUCAUAUUACGCCGUUUAUUCAUCUUCUUACGUUCAUAUCCAAAAUUUGUUCUUCUUAUGUUCAUAUAUUUGUUUAUUCUCCUUCUUACGUUAAUAUCUCCUCUUUAUUCUUCUUCUUAA
Molecule: messenger RNA, 1569 nt
Organism: Acanthosepion pharaonis
Lineage: Eukaryota; Metazoa; Mollusca; Cephalopoda; Sepiida; Sepiidae
Source: the annotation of a GenBank genome assembly